UAUAAAAGAACCUAAAAUGGCGCAUUCGCUCUUCGUUCUACUUUUCAUAUUUGGUGCGAUAAUUCCUACCUUCGACGCUCAUAUUGGCCAUUUUGAUGAAGUUUGGAGGAGAAGAGCCGAGGAAGCCAUAAAGUUCGCCGACCUAACUUAUGAGAGCGAACCUAUCAAUGUCACACUAGCAUUCAACAAGAAAACUCGCGACGCUAUGAAGGAAUUAAGUGCAGUACAUGCAAAGAAUGGCACAAGGAGGGAGCUAAGCAAAAAAUACGAAGGCCCUUGCAAUGUCACAAAUCCAAUUGAUAAGUGCUGGAGAUGUGACCCAAAUUGGGCUGACAACAGGAAGAAACUGGUACAAUGUGCUAUGGGCUUUGGUUCCAAGACCACCGGCGGGAGGGAUGGCAACUAUUACGUCGUCACUGACCCUUCAGAUGAUUAUACCAAUCCAAAACCAGGAACCCUCCGUCAUGCUUGUAUCCAAAAGGAGCCAUUGUGGAUCAUUUUUCAACAAAGUAUGUACAUUAAGCUACAUCAGGAGCUGAUCAUGCAGGCUGAUAAAACUAUCGAUGGUCGUGGUGCUCAAGUUCACAUUGUUGGCGGAGCUGGUAUCAUGAUCCAAUAUACGAAAAAUGUAAUCAUCCACGGAUUACACAUUCACGAUAUCAUCCAAGGGAGUGGUGGGAUGAUAAGAGAUGCAGUGGAUCACAUUGGGCUCCGAACAUCGAGUGAUGGAGAUGGCAUUUCCAUAUUUGGUUCGUCCAAUAUUUGGAUUGAUCAUAUGUCUAUGCGGAAUUGCUACGAUGGAAUUAUUGAUGCUAUUCAGGGAUCCACUGGUAUCACCAUUUCCAAUAGCCACUUCACAGAUCAUAAUGAGGUUAUGCUGUUUGGUGCAAGUGACAGUUCUACAAUAGAUCAAAAAAUGCAAAUUACACUAGCAUUCAAUCAUUUUGGGAAGAGGUUGGUGCAGAGGAUGCCUAGGUGCAGACAUGGAUACAUCCAUGUUGUCAAUAAUGACUAUACUCACUGGAACAUGUAUGCUAUUGGUGGUAGUAAAAAUCCCACCAUCAUUAGCCAGGGUAAUCGUUUCAUUGCUCCUCCUGACAACCAGAAGAAGCAGGUCACAAAGAGGGAGUACUCCCCAGAUUCAGUAUGGAUGCAGUGGACAUGGAGAUCAGAGGGAGAUUUAUUCAUGAAUGGAGCAUACUUUAUUCAAUCUGGAGAUCCUGAUUGGUCAAAGAAACAUCACGAUCUUUACGAUGGCAUUUCAGCUGCCCCAGCUGAUCAAGUCACUUGGAUGACAAGGUUUGCAGGGGCACUUGCUUGCAAGGUUGGAGAGCCUUGCUAGAAAACUGGAAGAGUGUAAAAAUGAAAAAAUAAAUUACUCCCCCAUUGGAUCAUACUGUAUACUGUUGCUCUAAUAACUUUAUAUUUUUGUACUUGUACAUAAUCGAGACCCUCAACAAUUUUGAGUUUUCCUAGUUUUGUAUUUAAAGUUUCGGUUAUGGAAAAGAAAUUCAUUUUGAUUUAAUUCGAUAGUCUGUAUUCUGUAUAGCCUAGCUUGUGACACCAUGCUUUCAAUUUUGGAUGUUACAUACGAAUAAUGUACAUAAUUUUUGUACUAUGAAUAAUAAAAUUGAUGUAUCACAAAACAAAUUACUAUAAGAUCUAUUAAAGUUUCAUGUA
Molecule: messenger RNA, 1680 nt
Organism: Capsicum annuum
Lineage: Eukaryota; Viridiplantae; Streptophyta; Magnoliopsida; Solanales; Solanaceae
Product: probable pectate lyase P59
Molecular function (GO): pectate lyase activity
Source: RefSeq, a predicted model, not a curated record